UUUUAAAUAAUAUAUUGUUAUUAUAAUUGUUACGAGUUUCAAUAUCAUACAAUAUUUUUAAUGUGUUUGAAAAAUUUAUUAAUAUGUAUAUCGUAUUGAGAGAUAUCGACUUUGAAAUAAUUAUUCGCGUUAGUGUUCCUUUCUGCGCGAUUCUUUUAGGUCAUGACAGCUUCUGCCUCGUACAUUUCAGUUUUAAACGCAAUGUAUUGAAACUUGAAUCAAUUUAUGUUAGUCAUAUGUAUAUCCUCAAAUUAUCACAAGUGGAACAAUAAUGUACAUUUGUAGAAAGAAAACUAAUAGAAACAAAUAAUUAUUAUAAUCGUGUAGUUUUUUUUAUCUUCAACAAUCGCUGUUCAUUUAAAGUAUAACAUAAUGGACUCACGAACAUUACAAACAAAAGUGAAAAGAAAGGUGGCUAAUUACGGUAAUUGAUGCGCAUCAGAAAUAAGUAUAAAAAAAUUGUUUAUUUACAUGAACUCUCUGUAUUCUUUUUAAGGCUUAAGUUGUAAGAUAAGAUAAAUGUAAAUCUUUCGCGAUAAAUUUUGGUUGCAAAAUAUUCUAUUGACAAUAAAUAUUGCGUGUUUUAAACGUCAUUAUUUAGCGAAGCAUAAUUUUAUAAAAACUUUUUAAACAGAGCGUAGAAGAUUUAAUAACGAUAUAAUAUUUAAAAAGUGUAUAUACUAUAUGUAAUUACUUAUAGUAUACUUAGUCGUUGCAUAAUCUACUUUGUUUACAAAGUAGACUUUGGACUAAAAAUUAUAAUUCCCGUUUAAUUUCUCGGUGUGGAACGAUAUUUUCUUUUUCGCAAAUGACAAGAUAAUAUUCAACAAAUUAAUAUUUUCAUUAAUGUUACCGAUUACGGCCACUGAUUGAUACAGAUAACGUAUAUGUUAUCUGUAUCAAUCAGUCGCUCUUUUCAAAUUUAAUUUUUAUAUUUAUCUAUAAUGAGUGCUUUUUCUAAUGGCAAAAGCGUACUUAUUUGUUUUUUCGUACUAAAGAGUCAUGUUCAUGCGUUUUUAAAGAAAAUUGUACAUCACUGUUUCAUGUUACUGCGUUUAUCUUGCUAGUCCACUAGUCAGCUCAUAUUUUCCACGUGUACAUCUUUUUUAAUCACAAGAAAAAACUUGUAAACGCUUGUCAUCGCAAUUCAGUUCAUUAUUUCGUGCCUGUUGUCAUACUGCAAGGUACAUGAUUACAAUUGAUCGAUGCUCACGCUACCCCGUAUUUUUUCUAGGGGGUAGUUUUGCUCUCUGCGAAAUUGCUAACUAUGCGCGAGGGGAAAUGUACAAGAGUUUAAAGACCUCGUUCUCGUAUUUUCCACGCGGCUCUUUCACCGAUAGCCGAUUCAUUUCCGAACAAGACGGCGCGAGCGGUUCAACCAAGUGACGUUUUGAUGUGAAUCUACAAGACGCUAUGUUGACAAGCACUAUAAGUCCCUCGUUGAAGCUCGGUCUGCGCAUGAUCGGCAUGUGGCCUGACUCUUCGUGUAAAACAUUCUUCUGGCUCUUUUACAUGAUCACCAUCGUCGUCAUGCAAUACUUUCAGUAUUUAUAUUUUUUCGCCCAAUUGGGCACGAAUAAUUUCUCUAAGCUAAUGGACGGCCUGAGCGUUACUCUUGAUUACACCCUGACGUUUCUGAAGCUUCUAAGCCUAUGGCAUAAUCGUCGAAUAUUUUCGGAUAUUUUGAGUGCGAUGAACGACGACUGGAACGACUGCUCCACGGAUUCGCAUGUAUACGUGAUGACGAGCAAGGCCAAUCUAGCGCAUCGGUGCUCCAACGUCAUGCUAGUUCUCAACACUUUGUCCACCUUUUUUUAUUUCAUCGGUAGCUUCCUGAGCCACCGUACGAUCUCCAAGAACGGGGAUCUUCGGGAGUUUCCCAUGCAGGUCCAGUUUCCGUUCGACGCAGCCACCGACUCGCCGAUCUUCGAGCUCAUCGUUCUGGGAUUGUUUCUUCAUGUGUGGGAAACGGCUACCGUGAUCGCGCUGCUGAAUUCUUUGAUCUUGACAUUGGUGCUUCACGUAAGCGGACAGAUCGAUAUCAUGUGUCAAGGACUAAGAGAAAUUUCCACCACGCAAAAACCUCAUCUGUAUGCCAUAAGAUCGCUCAUCGUGAGACAUCAGAGGAUCAUAUCCCUGUCGAACAAUAUCGACAAUUUCUUCUCAUUCGUUGCACUAAUACAGUUCGUAUGGAACACCGUAGUGAUCUGUUCCAUAGGAAUCAUGAUCAUGAUAUCUCUAGGCACGGGUGUGGAGGGUAAAUCUGGAUUAUUAAUUCAAUCCAUCAUUCCGUAUAUCGCUGUUACAUUAGAAGCCUUUGUUUUCUGUUUCGCUGGCGAGUAUCUGAGUACUAAGAGCAAGUCCAUCAGCGAUGCGGCAUACGAUACCAUUUGGUAUGAUCUGUCCAUUAGCGAAUGCCGAAUUUUAUUACUGAUAAUCAUCAGAUCUCAAAAACGAUUGACGAUCACAGCUGGGAAAGUUAUGGAUCUGACUUUGGAAGGUUUUACGACGGAAGCAUAUAUAUACUGUAUCUGAGAAAAUUAUCAUCUUUAGAGGCAAUUCAUUCAUCGAUCCAUUUUCUGACAACCACGUCUUUCGCGAAGUGCACACCAGAUAACCCGUGUUAUAGAUCUGAAUAGAUAGUAACCAAAAGGGGCAAUGUCUGAUGAGUAAUCUGAUGAAUUCGACAGGACUUGCCAUUUUAAGUCCAACAGAGCUUCGUCUGCUUAAGAACGUGAAAUCUGCCAAUCACGUUAAAAUCACCAUUUCUAAACCGUUUAAAUCACUCCUUAUGUAUGCUGGUGGAUAUAGGGUUCUUAUUAUAAAUCUGAAACAAAUAAUUUUUUUAUUUCUG
Messenger RNA from Solenopsis invicta (red fire ant), 2854 nucleotides. Its product is annotated as odorant receptor 4. Gene Ontology annotation, molecular function: olfactory receptor activity; odorant binding. Bases 1414 to 2535 code for a protein of 373 amino acids. Lineage: Eukaryota; Metazoa; Arthropoda; Insecta; Hymenoptera; Formicidae. Gene Ontology annotation, biological process: sensory perception of smell; detection of chemical stimulus involved in sensory perception of smell. The transcript has 6 exons. The record is from RefSeq and is a predicted model, not a curated record. Gene Ontology annotation, cellular component: plasma membrane.